AUGGGUGAUGGGACUGUGUCCAUGGUUGGCCUCGCGCGCCUUGCGUACAGCACAGCUGCCAAGGCCUGGACGACCGUGGGAGAUGCCAUCUCCUUCCCGGAGGACUCCGAGGAUCUCUUGAUUCGCAUUGAAACCAGCCGAGCUCGUUUUGAUAUCUGGGGCUCGCUUUCUGGUCUUGAACAUGGGCCGCUUCAUCACAACCUCGUACCAUUUGAGGGUCUCAUCGAAAGGGCUUUGAGAAGGAUCGACCAGCUGUUCUCGAAUGCAGAUCAAUUGAGGGAGCGAUACGGCCUUGUGAUUGAAGAUGCAUCUAAACAAGAUGUGGAAAAGCAGAAGAGUAGAAUUGCGAGAAUGCAGCGAAGCCUACGAGCUGCCAAUGCACAUCUGAAGCAUCUUGGAGAGAAACAGUCGCCUGCGGAUCAGCGGGCCCAUCCAUCAGUUAAUCCUGGAUCCGCCAAACGUCUCCAGUGGGCCAUUAAGGAUAGAGCGAUGUUUGGAGGGCUCAUCGGCUUUGUCGAGGCACAUGUCGACGGACUUCAGAAACUUCUGUCGGAGAGCCAGCUGAGAACUUCCCAACAGGAAGUCACACGCUUUGCGAUCCAGGUUGUCGGCAGCUCUUCAGAUACUCAAUCCCUCUCCGCUUUGACAACAACCGACACCACAGUAGAUAUGAGAUUUGAUGAGCUGCCUGCACGAAACUUGCUUUUUUUCCAGGCAGAGUUGGCCGAGGUCGAGGAUCUGCUUAGGCGGUAUGAUGAAGCAAGCCCUCGACAACAACAAUCUGAAAUCGACAUGCGGUUCUUAGCUCAACUAAAGAUCAUUUCAUGCCAACCUGGGGGUGCAAUAACGGGAUUGGUCAAGACAGAGCAUUUAAACCUUCGAGAUGUGCCUCUUAUUGAUCGCAAGAAGGGUCGCUUCUUGCACAGGGGGGGACUCAGCAAAGACAUGUGCUAUCUGCUCGAAAAGAAACAAUACGAUAGCAACAUAACGGAGCAAGACAAGGUCAUCUUAGAGAAGCGGCUUCAAAGACUGGUGUCUCUCCUGGGUGCUCCCCAUGCAGCCCGCGAACUUCACACCCUCCAAGCUGUGGGAUAUGUCGACGAUCCAGAACUUCACAGCUGGUGGCUAGCCUUUCGAUUUCCCCUUCCUGCUAUUGUUCCAGUAAGCUUGAAUUUGAUCCAAAAGCAACCCCUCUCUUUACGAAAAAUAUAUAGCCUUCCCUUCAAGCCUCCGCUGGAGAAGCGUUACCAACUGGCGAAAAAAGUGGCACAUACAUUAGCAAAACUUUACGGCAGCGACUGGAUGCACAAAUCCAUCACCAGCGACAAUAUAAUAUUUCCUCAACUCUACGAUGAGAACCAGAGUGUUCCAUUCCAUGCAAUCAGCUCUGCACUCAUCCAAGGUUUCGGCUAUUCUCGACAACACACUGAAGCUCAAACCAUCGACCAAGGAAAGGUUCUUGGGGACCUCGAAUCUGCCAUUUAUCGCCACCCAAACUACCAAGGUGUCGCAGCAAGCGGAUACAGGGUACAGUACGAUAUAUAUUCUUUCGGCUUGGUCUUGUUCGAGAUUGCCCUUUGGACCCCUCUUAUCAGCAUCUUGGCGGCUGUCCCCCGACAGAGCGGCAACGCGGCGGUGCAACUCUCGCCAGACAUGAAGCAUUUCCAUCAGGUCGAGGCGUUGGAACUAAGAAGAAGAGUAAUGUUCCGUGUAGAUUCGGAGCUUGCGUUUCGCGUUGGUACCAGAUAUUGCGAGGUUGUGAAGUGGUGUUUAGGCUUCUCUAAGUCUGAUUUUGACGGCGACCAGCCCUGGCGGGCCGGAGUUGAGUUUUACAACAAUGUGGUGAUCCCUCUGGGGGAAAUAUCAAAUGAAUGA
Messenger RNA from Hyaloscypha bicolor E, 1875 nucleotides. RefSeq lists its product as uncharacterized. The record is from RefSeq and is a predicted model, not a curated record. Lineage: Eukaryota; Fungi; Ascomycota; Leotiomycetes; Helotiales; Hyaloscyphaceae. Gene Ontology annotation, biological process: protein phosphorylation. The coding region runs from base 1 to 1875 and encodes 624 amino acids. The transcript has a single exon. Gene Ontology annotation, molecular function: protein kinase activity; ATP binding.